GCCAGUUAGCCAGUGACUAAAGAGUAAAGAUGGCUUCCUAUUCUGUGACUUCUGAUGGUUGUGAAGAGGAAACUAAUGGGUUUUUUGUUGAUAAAAAACUCCUUGCAAAAGCUGUUCAACUGAAAGUUCAAAAGAAAGAAAAAAAAUUAUGUUUUUCAUUUGGCAAGCAAAUUCUUACAAAAGAUUUUACACUGAGAGCUCUGAAAUUAGAUGAACUUGUGGACAUUUCAAUACCGGUGUCUAUUCAGGACAUUGAAAGACUAAAAGCCAUAUUUGAACAAGCACCAUGUGGUAAAGGAUCUAAACACUUUAAUUAUCCUUCCAAAAGUCAGCAAUUGCAAAUUGAUUCUUUGAGUCAACUUUCGACAGCUCUUGAGAAGCUCAAUUUGUCAUCAUUGAUUGUCCAACACCUGAGGUUACCAGCUGCAUCGAUGAAUGUUCAAGCAAAGUUAGAUAAGUUGAUAUUGUACGAAACUGAAGGCUACUACAAACAUGAUUUUAACUUUGAGAAAGAACCAGGUACAUUCGGCACAGCCACCCUUCAAUUACCAGUAGAAGAUGGCCAUGAGGGAGGAUGUGCUACAAUCACAUUUAGAGGAGUAACAAAAAUGUUGGACAGUCAUCAAAAUAGCGACAAGAGUUUCUAUUUGUCAGCGUUUUAUGGUAACUGCGAUUACUCCAUAGAACCAAUUACACGAGGCUGGAAACUGUCCCUCGUCUUCAACCUUGUCUCGAAGAAUAGCAAGAUACCUGUUGAUUCAAAAGAUUUCCCGUAUUUCAUCGUCGCCUGGAAGGAUAUUGAAGAGGCACUCGCUCAUUGGAUCCCUCAUCAAACGAUCAACUUCCCAAUUGAAACUGGUCAAGACUGCACCGUGUCCAUAACUGAAACCGAAAGCAAGACAGUUUCUGAGUCCGGAAAAGCACACAAGCCAGCGACGAAGAACUAUAGGAUUUCUUACGAAUCUGAUGGAGAAAAUGAAUUUGACAACUUGGAAAUGGACUUCGACGAUUUUCGUGAUGGCGAAGAGCCGGGCGAAAAUGAUGUCCUGUACUUCGUUCUAAACGAAAACUAUCACGUCGAGAAAUUCAAGUUUGAUUGUCUACGGGGAGCCGACCUAGAGUUAGCCAACAUUCUUCAGAAUUGCUGUUUUCUCGAAGUUCAUCUUGCAGUUGUCAAGGAUAAAGGCGAAAAUCAUGACUAUUUAGGACGUCAGCGUUAUGAAUCGCAUACUGUCGAAAUUACUCGCUGGAUAGAUUCGAAUGACGUAUCUCGGAAAUUGAGCCUCGGAGUUUCAUGGCGGGACCAACUUGUAGGACCUCUUCGAAAAUUUCUGACGUUUGACAGUAAAAGAGCUCAAAUAGUAGAGAAGUUGGGGCGAGAUAAUGGAUUUGGAGACUCGGAUUAUGAAGACUCAUUCGAAGAAGGUUCAGACGAAGAUUCAGACGAAGAAAAUGAUACAGACGAUGACAGAUCGUUGUACAGCACACAAAACAACUUUAUUUUGGUGAUUUGGCCGAAGCAUCAAUCGUUCCAAAUGUAUUGCCGUUAUGAUCUUCAUUUGCUCCUCGACGGCGUGGAAAAUUUGUUGAGUUUGGCUUCAGCUAAAAAAGGUUCUCAAGAGGCCGAAGAAAAUUGGAAAACCGCCGUUGAAGAUUUCAAGAAAAUAAUGUCCGUCUGCUGCGAGGAACCUGAAAAAAUUUGGGGCGAUUGGGUCGAAAAGGCUGAACAGAAAGGCGAAUUGACUUCGAGACUGCUUCGUCUCUGUAUCGCGUUGCGUGCACGUGAAGAAGGUCUCGAAAUCUUGAAGAUCCUCGGCCGUGAUUUUAAACGCGAAUCUAAAUUCCACAAGUAUAAACCCUUCGAAGGAAUCAAAAGCGAAAAAGUGGCUAAAGCAAUGAGCGAUUUCAUCUCUCAAGUCACUGGUUUGGAAGACUGUAUGGGUCUGAUUAAAAAGAUGACAUCUCCUCAUCGUGUCAUCAAGCAGCUAGCACCGAUAUGUCAACUGGCCCAAUGCUUUCUGGAUGUCAAUUGCGUGGAAGGAGCUAAUAUGGUUGGGAACCAAAUUUCUACUUCAUUGGCAAACAUCGAAGCUGAGCAAGCAGCUAAGUUGAAACGGGUCGGUGUCGAAUCCUUUUUGAACUUGAUCCUGUCACUUGAGACUAACCCGCAAACCUCCAAUCGUGAAAGAAUGAUUUCUUUCGUGUCCCUGUUUCCCAAACUGAAUCACUUGCUUCAGUGUCGUCUGCUACUCGAUUUAGAAGGCCAGCUAGCUUCUCGCUUCAAGGAUAUCGAAUCCUGUCGCUUUCUCUUUGACCAACUGUGCAAGGCUUUGCUUCAGUGUGAAAUUUUCAAAGGUCAAUCGGAAAAUUCGUACUACGACGACGACGACCAAACAACCGUCAUUGGUUUCAUCAAAGAUAUGGUGGUCGACUUGUUGAAAUUGUACGUUCUGCGUGGAAAUGAUGAAUGGCUUCAGAUAUUUAUCUCCAACAUUUGCCGUGAGCCAGAGACCUCGAAGACUUGUCUGCUGAGAAUCAUCCUUUCGUCGCCGGUCAUUUGGGAAUUGGGAGCAUCGUCCGAGUGCUAUCGCCUUACCUGCAAAUUCUUUUUGGACCAAGAUUUCGUCUCGCUAGUUAACAAUGCCGAAGGCGUCAAAUCGAAAAUUAUCCACUGUUAUUUGCGACUGAACGACGGCCAGUUCUGGGCAACCUUUGCGACUAAAAUUUGCGCCUCGUUUGUUUCCGAAAAAAGUCAUGAAUUUGUGCGCGUUUUCUUGAAAAAUGUCGACGUCCAGCAAGCUAUCGUCAAGUCGUCUGCUGUAUUUACUCCGUGUAUUCUAAUCCUUGAUUACUGGCUGGAGCAUUCGAAAUCUCUCAAGAUGCCUGUGUUCAAUUGGUGCCAAUGUGAAGCAUCGCUUUCCUCUUAUCCUGAAAUUGAAUGUUUUCUGCGCUCACCUGAGAAACGUAUGAUCUACCACGAAAUCCGUAAACUUGCUGAUUGUCGUGUUUUCGCUGCCGAGUUAAAGAGCAAAGGACCUUCGAAUGGGUUCAGCGUUGAAGUGAAGUCGAUUCGCAAGGUAUUUGAUGUCCGUUGCAAGAUUACUAAGACUCGAGAUGUAUUCGAACAGUCGAAGAAAAAUUUUGUUGCGAGAAAAUCCGAAUUGCCACAACUGGACCAACUUCGCCGUAGUCUUGUGCAGGGACGUUCAACAGGAAAUUGAAAUUGUAUUGAUUGCAAUAGCCGACGCAACGUACCGUUAAUGCGAACCCGCCGAACCGUUACACUUCUCGAUCCUUCUUCAUGCUUCUAAUUCAACUGUGUAAUUUAAUGCUUCUGGAAGUAUUUACGUUCAGUUGAUUAACUUUGAUGUUGAGCCAAUAACCCGGAAUUGAUUACCGUUAACGUAUGUUUUUUUAUUCAGUAUAAAUGCUUGUUUUAAUUUGUCUCGUGAAGUCAUGAGUAAUACACAGAAAGUUGGAUACUUGGA
Molecule: messenger RNA, 3488 nt
Organism: Daphnia pulicaria
Lineage: Eukaryota; Metazoa; Arthropoda; Branchiopoda; Diplostraca; Daphniidae
Exons: 4
Coding region: 30-3221 (1063 amino acids)
Source: RefSeq, a predicted model, not a curated record